AUGCCUGCAAUGAUUGAUACCAAUUUGAGAGUUACGCGGAGACGUCGCCGUUCUGCUCGUUCCUGUAACGAGUGCCGACGGCGAAAAGUGAAAUGUGACCGACAAGUGCCAUGCAGUCGUUGUCUCACUACAAGAAAGCAUUGCGUCUACAACAAUGAAGUGCUAAGUGGAGUUAGCAGCGGUAAUACGAUUCCGACCAGCUACACAGUUCAUAUUGCAGGUCCUCAAGUAACACCCCAAUCGACAGUGGAACCUGCUUUAGCCCCAAGCCGUGAUGAUAGUCGAGCAGAAGCAGACGGUGUUGAUACCAUAUCGAUUCCCAGAUAUACGCAUCAGAAUAUGACUCCUGGGGCAAACGCGUUACCAAAGGACAUCUCUAGUGUAAGCAGAAGACACGAUGAUCAUAUCAAUGAGCUCGAAACUCGGCUCCGAACGUUGGAGCAUCUGCUCUCGCGCAAUAGGUCUAGUUUGGAUGUCGAUCGAACUUCAAAUUCAGGCCCCUCGACCAUUCGCGAAAGUGAAUAUGCAUCAAAUUCAGUGUUACAUGGUACAAAGACCACGUUGAACAAGUCGAGAUUGUUUGGUCGGACACAUUGGACGAACGACGUCUACGAGGUACAUAUUCUCACUUCGCAAAGGUCGCGUGCCCAGUUCAAAAGGAUAAAUGACUACAUGAAAAUUGAAACCCCUGAGCCCAGUGACAACGAGCGUAUCAAAAGCCUGAAAUCGGAGAUACAUAUGCUCCUGCAAAAAUGCAAACUCCUCGCCAAAGGGAUCAAAACAUUCAGGCCCACUAGGUGUUUAUCGCUGUCUGAGCCUGCACUCCCUACCAAGGUAUUUGCAGACGCAAUGGCUCAUUUGUACAUGUCACGUUUCGAAUCGGCUUUUCGUAUUCUUCAUAUCCCGUCGUUCUGGGCUGAGUAUGACAACUAUUGGAGACAUCCUGCAACUGCCCCUGAUGUUACUAAGUAUAAGGUACAUCUUGUCAUUUCUAUUGGAUGCAGCCUUUGUCAAGAACCUUAUGGCUCGGACCAAGUGUACUCGGCAGCAUGCCAAUGGGUCUACGCUUCGCAAGCUUGGUUGUCGGCUCCCAUGGAAAAAGAUCGUAUAGGCAUAAGUGGUCUGCAAGUACAAUGCUUAUUGAUUCUCGCACGGCAGUGUCUAUCAGUAAGCGGGGAUUUGAUAUGGGUUUCAAUGGGAACCCUUCUUCGCACAGCAAUGCAAAUGGGUCUUCAUCGUGAUCCGAGUCAUUUGGCAAACAUGAGUGUAUUGGACACGGAGAUCCGGAGAAGACUUUGGGCUACUAUAAUGGAGAUGAAUGUACAAGCUUCCUUGGAUGCCGGAAUGCAACCCAUUGUGUCACUGCAAGACUUUGAUACGAAACCACCAUCUAACAUUAAUGACACGGACAUAGAUGAUCGUACCGAGGAGAUAUUUCCGAGGCCGCACGCUACAUCAACAGAUACAUCCCUACAAAUAUUCUUAUCCGAGUGUUUACAACCCAGGUUCGACAUUCUGCAUAUAAUGAACGGUGUGAACUCAGAAAUGACUCAGGAGGAGGCUAUUACUUUGACCUCCGAAAUCAUCAAGUCCUGCAACCAUUGCCGCGAUUUGAUCAGACACGGCCCCGGAAAUGAAGGGAAAGUGUUCCGCCACAAUUUCGCAGAUCUAUUGAUUCGACGCUUUCUGCUCAGCCUACACCGUCCAUGGGCCAGUAGGGCUCAUGUAAGCCCUUUGUUCUACUAUUCGAGGAAGAUUAGCUACGAUUCGGCUUCUACUCUACUUUCUCCUCCAAAAGAUGAAAACUUCACUCGUCUUCUCUUACGUGGUAGCGGCAUGUUCAAAAACCGUAUCAUCCACGUAUCAUUGGCCCUAGCGUCAGAGUUGCUCAUUGAGAUACAAGAGAAAGGCUCCAAUCCGGUGGCGCAACCACCCUGGGAUUAUCGGGCAAUACUCGUAGCGGCUGUACAAGAAGCACAAUGGCAGUCAGCUCAACGCAUGAAGUUUGGCGAAACCAACGUCAGGUUACACAUGAAGCUCAGUGUUGUAUUGAGCCAAGCUGAGAGCCUACUACCGGGUCAAUCGCUUCAGGAACGGAUGAUUGAGAGUGCUAAAGACAGCCUAGAAAUUUCGUAUGCGACUAUACAGGCACAUCUAGGAUUACCGCAAAGUCCGGUGUAUAGUGGUGGAACUAUGAAUUUGGAAGGAAAUCAAAUGACAUUUUCGCCACUGUUAGAUAUUGAUGAUAUUUUGCAGGCUACGGAGUUCGCGCUGGACGGGGGCCAUGGAUCUUCGUCUUCUAUUUUCUAGCAAAGCCG
Talaromyces stipitatus ATCC 10500 is the source of this 2318-nucleotide messenger RNA. RefSeq lists its product as uncharacterized. The record is from RefSeq and is a predicted model, not a curated record. NCBI's taxonomy places the organism in Eukaryota, Fungi, Ascomycota, Eurotiomycetes, Eurotiales, Trichocomaceae. The transcript is spliced from 3 exons. The coding region runs from base 1 to 2310 and encodes 769 amino acids. Gene Ontology annotation, biological process: DNA-templated transcription; regulation of transcription by RNA polymerase II. Gene Ontology annotation, cellular component: nucleus. Gene Ontology annotation, molecular function: zinc ion binding; DNA-binding transcription activator activity, RNA polymerase II-specific; RNA polymerase II cis-regulatory region sequence-specific DNA binding.